AUGGCUAGUUCAGGAACAAAUCCAGCCUCCGAGCCAGCAACACAGGAUCAGGGCAGUUAUGGCCAGGAGGCACGGUCGCUGGCCAGCGGGGCCAGCAUAACCUCGGUGACGCGACAUUCAGCCAACAUCACUGCCCUGCUGGAGAAAAUGUCCAGCGUGCUGCCUGGCCGCGCAAGUGAAGACCUGGCCUCACCUGCCGCCGACUGCGCCGACCCGUCCACCAACUCGACCCUUUCUGAAGACAUCGAUUUGAACAUGGACGACAUGAAGGAGCUUCUCUCGCUCCUCACAACUGUGGUUGAGAAUGGUGGCUCUCGGAGCACGGCCGCCUUUCCUGCCCUCCUGGAGGAGCCCGAAGCCAAUAAUGUCUUUGCGUCGGAAGGGGCAUCGUCCACCGAAGAACUGCCUACGCGGCAGCCCAGUCCCCAGCGAGGUGGCAAUGCCUUUGGCACCUCUGUGCUGCAGCGCCUUCAUCACGUUCAAGUCUCUUCGCUCAACUUUAAUCGCGCCAAGUUGCAAUGGGAGUACCCGCCGACCACCCUUUUGCUUCUCAAGAAACGCGGGGAUCACAGCGUGACGGAAUGGUUUGAAGCCGUGGCCGCCUAUCUUGUCGAGCGCUACCCACACUGUAUCAUCUUCUUCCCACCCCAGCUAUUCAAGGAGGACAUUGCCGCUCUCAAAACCUCCAAACACUUUCAGGCCGUGUUUCGCCACCUCAAGACCUGGCCCGUCGAUCAGCCCUUUACUGAAGUGGCUGCCAAGCAGAAGUUUGAUCUCUGCAUUUGCCUCGGUGGUGAUGGCACACUCCUGCACCUGACGUCGAUGUUCCAGCACGAAGUUCCGCCCGUUUUGUGUUUCAAUCUCGGCAGCCUGGGGUUUCUCACGCCCUUUGACAUUGCCGACUAUAAAAGCGUCAUCGACCAGGCCAUGGGCGGAGACAUGCCAAUCAGCAUCCGCAUGCGCUUGCAAUGCAAGGUCACACCUUCACCCGCCCGGUCGGAGAAGCGGCCGUCGCGCUACGACGUUAUGCUGCAGGAGGCCGGGUUCAUUGCACAGACACCCAGCCUGACCUGGACCCUGUUGAAUGAGGUGACCAUCGAUCGUGGGCCUUCACCCUAUCUCACCAAGCUCGAGGUCUAUGUGGAUGGUGAGCCCGUGACAACGAUUCAGGGCGACGGCUUGAUCGUGGCCACACCCACGGGGAGCACGGCCUACUCGGCGGCCGCCGGUGGCUCCAUGGUGCACCCAGCCGUGGCAUGCAUCCUUUUGACGCCCGUCUGUCCACACAAUGUUACAUCGCGACCGAUUGUUGUACCUGCCAGCGCCGAGAUUGAGAUUGUGGUCCCCAGCGAUGCUCGAAGCCCAGCCUUUGCCGCGUUUGAUGGACGCAACCGACUCAAACUUGAUGUGAACGACCGCCUAACGGUCAAGUUUUCACCCUGGCCGUUUAGCAAGCAGAUCCGGCCUUUGACCAACGUCUCGUUCCGCGCUGUGUCAUUCCGGCAACGACUCGCCAUGGAGAAGAACGCUAACGUCUUCGUCCCGGACGGGGACUCAAAUGCCGAGGCACCCUUCAAGAACAGAAAUGCCAACGACGAGGCACCACCACCCCCCAAGUUUGGAUGCACGGUUGUCUUUGGGUUCUAUGUUCGCCUCGCUUGCUACCUUUUGGUCGCCCUGGCCGCCGCAAUCGCCGCGGGCACCUUCCAGACCGGCCGCAAGUGA
This is a messenger RNA of Monosiga brevicollis MX1, 1725 nucleotides long. RefSeq lists its product as uncharacterized. The record is from RefSeq and is a predicted model, not a curated record. NCBI's taxonomy places the organism in Eukaryota, Choanoflagellata, Craspedida, Salpingoecidae. Gene Ontology annotation, biological process: NAD+ metabolic process; NADP+ biosynthetic process. The coding region runs from base 1 to 1725 and encodes 574 amino acids. The transcript has 4 exons. Gene Ontology annotation, molecular function: NAD+ kinase activity.